Messenger RNA from Zea mays, 1420 nucleotides. RefSeq lists its product as uncharacterized. Bases 49 to 987 code for a protein of 312 amino acids. The transcript has a single exon. Gene Ontology annotation, biological process: carbohydrate metabolic process. The record is from RefSeq and is marked provisional. Gene Ontology annotation, cellular component: extracellular region. NCBI's taxonomy places the organism in Eukaryota, Viridiplantae, Streptophyta, Magnoliopsida, Poales, Poaceae. Gene Ontology annotation, molecular function: chitinase activity.
CGAUCGAGCAAGAAGCAAGCAGCAGUAACAAGAAACCAUCAUCGAUCCAUGUAUCCACCAAUGGCGGCGCUCGGAGGACGGCGGAGGAGGGCGUCGUCAGCGGCCCUCCAGCUAGCCUUGUUUGCGGUGGCCCUGGUCUCCCUGGCCGGCCCAGCCACGGCCGCGGGGAACAAGACCGGGCAGGUGACCGUGUUCUGGGGCCGGAACAAGGCCGAGGGCACGCUGCGCGAGGCCUGCGACUCGGGCCUCUACACCAUGGUGAUCAUGUCCUUCCUCGACGUCUACGGCCCGCAGCGCGGCGGCUACCAGUACCACCUGGACCUGUCGGGCCACCCGACGGCCGGCAUCGGGGACGACAUCAAGCACUGCCAGUUCGUGGGCGUGCCGGUGACGCUCUCCGUCGGCGGCUUCGGCUCCGGCUACUCGCUCCCGUCGACGCAGGCGGCGCUGGACCUGUUCGACUACCUCUGGAACGCCUUCCUCGGCGGGUCGAAGCCGGGCGUGCGCCGCCCCUUCGGCGACGCGUGGCUCGACGGCGUCGACCUGUUCCUGGAGCGCGGCUCGCCCGCCGACCGCUACGACGUGCUGGCGCUCGAGCUCGCCAAGCACAACAUCCGCGGCGGGCCCGGCAAGCCGCUGCACCUGACGGCCACGCCGCGCUGCGGGUUCCCGCCCGCCGGCUACCUGCGCCGCGCGCUCGACACGGGCAUCUUCGAGCGCGUCCACGUCCGGAUCUACGACGACGCCGACUGCGAGGCCAGGUGGCACCUCGCGUGGGACGAGUGGACGGCGGCGUACCCGGCCACCAGGUUCUACGUCGGCCUCACGGCGUCGGAGAUGACGCACGGCUGGGUGCACCCCAAGAACGUCUACUACGACGUCGCGCCGUCCGCGCAGAAGGCGGACAACUACGGCGGCUUCAUGAUCUGGGACCGCUACUACGACAAACUCUCCAACUACACCAGCAUGGUCAAGGACUACGCUUGAUUGGAUUUCUCGACUCAGUUCAGAGCAGACAUGCAUGCUAGCUGCGUCAGCCGCUUCGAUCUAGCUCACCGACCUAUAUAAGCCGAAGUACUGUGUAGUGUGUUUGCAUUUUAUUGUAAGAAACUAAGAAGGAAUAAAUUGGCGAAUAAACAAGAGUAAAAUACACCGGGUUGUUGAGUGAAAUUCAGCAUUAAGGGUGUGUUUGUUUCAGCUUAUAGAUUAUAUAAUCUGGAUUAUAAUUUAAAUUAUAUAAUUUAGAUUAUAAUCUAGAUAUAUUAUAAUCUAUAUGUAGUUGUUUGCUAGUCUAGAUUAUACAAAUGUAGAUUAUUCAUAAAGACAGCAGUACCCUUGUUUGUUUAUGUGAGGUGAGAAAAGAAGGAUGGUAUAUAUUGUAAUUUCUAUUUACAUAACAAUGGGUAGUGGGACUUUUGCC